AUGGGAAUAGGAACCGAUAACGCUUCUGUGAUGGUGGGGAUAAACAAUGGAGUCUUUAAAAUUCUCAAAGAAGAGUAUAAUCUUCACCAUUUAAUUUUGACUCUAUACAACUACCUAGCUGUUUCACAUACUUACCAAGAGGCUAUAGAGACAAUUAAACGAAACAAAACUGUCGCACGCAUAGUGCACCUUGCAGAAGCAUUUUGUCUGAUACCAGAAGAUAUUGAUAAAGUGCUCGUACAAUAUAGAAAUAUCGGAGAACACGAGUGGGAAAACAAAGAUGACACCAUCAAAUUUUGGUGCGAAGUUCUCCAAUGCAAGGAUGCUGCUGGAAACAACUUAUAUCAAGAGCUUGGAAAUUUGGCAAAAUAA
This is a messenger RNA of Pieris macdunnoughi, 372 nucleotides long. NCBI's taxonomy places the organism in Eukaryota, Metazoa, Arthropoda, Insecta, Lepidoptera, Pieridae. The record is from the annotation of a GenBank genome assembly.